Carlito syrichta (Philippine tarsier) is the source of this 2066-nucleotide messenger RNA. It is a transcript of the gene SHROOM1, whose product is annotated as shroom family member 1. The transcript has 8 exons. Gene Ontology annotation, molecular function: actin filament binding. The record is from RefSeq and is a predicted model, not a curated record. Gene Ontology annotation, biological process: actin filament bundle assembly; cell morphogenesis. Gene Ontology annotation, cellular component: adherens junction; apical junction complex; apical plasma membrane. NCBI's taxonomy places the organism in Eukaryota, Metazoa, Chordata, Mammalia, Primates, Tarsiidae. The coding region runs from base 1 to 1740 and encodes 579 amino acids.
AUGGAGGCCCUGGGUCCGAGGGGCGACCGCGCCUCCCCGGCCUCCUCCACUGGCAGCCUGGACCUGCGGCGUCUGUCCUUGCGCGCGGACUCCGCCUACAGCUCUUUCUCCGCGGCCUCGGGCGGCCCUGAGCCUCGCACGCCGUCGCCGGGGGCCGACCGCCUUCCCUACCUGGACUGGGACUACGUGCGCGUGCAUCUGGCGCUGGCUGAGUUCGAAGGUCACCAGCCCCCGCCCCCGCCCCGAGGCACAGCGGACCUGGACUUCUGGCCCUUGAAGCUGGGCGAUGCCUACGGGCCCGCGGGUCCCAGUCUCGGCGCUUCAGGCGAAGACUUGGGUCCCUGGGGAGACUCAGGAGGGACCGUGCCCAUUGUCCAGGCUUUUCCCCAAGGAGAAGAAACCCCCAGGCCAGUGUUUCAGACCAAACCUUCCAGGUUCUUGACUCAGAAGGAGGCUGCAGUGAUGUGUUCUGCAGAGGUCCCCCAGAGCAGCCCUGUUGACUGUGAGCAGAAAAUCUCAGAGACCUGCAUUGUGUCGGCCCAGCUCCCUUCCCUUCCUGAUGAAGUGUUCCUGGAAGAAAUUCCACUGGUCAGAAUAAGAUCACUGCCAGACUCCCAUGCCCCGCAGGAGCUCCCAACCAGUGUCUAUGCCUCUGACCACCACUAUAGAACCGGCUUGGGCCAAAGGGCUGGCCACUCUACAAUCCCCCUAGAGUAUCCCAUACACGAAAACCCAAGGACUGCAGGACCAGAUAACGGCUGGCAGGGGGCGAAUGGUUCUGUGGGUGUUUCCAGGCCCACAAACUGUAGCUCCCCUGGGACUUCAAAUGGUGACAUCUUAACUAUCAACCCCACUGGACUGCUGACCAUCAGUGCUCCCGAAGCUGUAGAGAGUGACCUCCUCAGACCUCUCUCAGCUGAUUCCCUGAGACUUUCAGGCAAUGAUACCCCAGUGUCCCCUCACCAUGCUACCCUGGCCUGGGACACUAGCCAGCCUGGUUUCAGGCCAGCGUGGCCCAGUCAGCACUUCGAGGAUUUGGUCCAGGAGCUGGCCAGACUGGACCCCUCUAUAAGUGACACUCUUGCUUCCCAUCUCAACCCAGAGCCACCCCUGGGCCUGCUGGAUGGGCUGAUUCCUUUAGAUGAGGUCUGGGCUGCAAUGAGGCCAGCUUGUGGGGAGACUGGAGAGAAGGCUGCUGGUACUUCUGGGCCUGGGUUCUAUCAAUGUAGCGCCACCCAGCUCCCGCCAACUUCUCAGGAGGAGACAAGGCUUGAAAACCCUGCCACCCACCCCGAGCCUGACCAGCCAUGUGGCCAGGGGCUCCUUGCACCAAACAACAUCAUCCAGGCCAAGAAAGUGGAGCUAGCCGGCCUCCUCCAGAUGAUGCUGCGGGACCUGCACGCCUCUGUGCUGCAGAGACUCGGGCUCCUGCAGCGGCAGCGGGAGGACGCCAAGGAGCUGAGGGAGCAUGUGGCGCGGCGCGAGCGGGCUCUGCGCGAGGUGCUGGCGCGGGCACUGCCGGCCGAGGAGCUGCGCGCCUAUUGCGCCCUGCUGGCCGGCAAGGCCGCCAUGCUGGCCCAGCAGCGCUGCCUGGACGAGCGUGUCCGGCUUCUUCAGGACCAACUGGACGCCGUCCGGAGCGACCUUGGCCAUUAUCCCCUGUAUCCCAGGCUGGCCCGGCCCCCAGGGACCUGUCCUCCGGAUAAGCCGCCCUUCCCUCCUCCCCUUACCCAGUUAUAGGCAGUGAGCGUGAGAGUACCACCCCUACCUCUCACCCACAUAACUGGGGGUGAUGCUGGUUUAUUGGUACUUUUUCCUUGAGGGGUCAUGGAGGACCCAGGCCAGGCCUUCCCAGAAUACUCCCUCAAAGUGUUCUCAUGUGGCCUUACCCACGUCUUGUGGGUUAUCUGGUAAUUAAUUUAUGGAUCUUAAAAACUGCAGUAUUCCUUCGUUUUGUGAUCAGAGAGGGGUUGUCAGGGUUGGCUGGAGGGAGGAGAGACAAGACGAGCACUUCAACUUUAAGCGCAAAAUGGUCUCUUUUUCUUCAAUACAAAUUGAUGAAAGAA